UAGGGUGACUUAUAAGAAGAAUGCCAUGGACGACUUUUUUUUCCUUUAACUACCCUUCCCAAGACAGAAAGAGACAGAGCGGAACGUCCAAGAACAGGACCAAGAGACCGGUUGGUCUUGUCUUGUCCCAGGACAAAUGCAGCGGAAGGGAAGGGGGGGGGAUAGAGUAGUUCUGGUUCUGGUCUGCUUUUUCGCCGCCAAGACGCCCAGCUGCCGAGCCCUUGGCAUGGGCAACGUCAAGAGAGUGUCACGGCCAACACCAUGGCGUGCGAGGUCCCAAGGAUUUCUCGAAGGUUGAAAGGGGGAGAAAAUCUCCCCCCUCGGGUUCGGAGAGCGGAGGGAAGGAAUGGGGUGCUAGGCUGAGGAGCUUGAGAAGUGAAAAGGAGCUACCGGAAGGGAU
Molecule: messenger RNA, 400 nt
Organism: Aspergillus eucalypticola CBS 122712
Lineage: Eukaryota; Fungi; Ascomycota; Eurotiomycetes; Eurotiales; Aspergillaceae
Exons: 1
Coding region: 137-298 (53 amino acids)
Source: RefSeq, a predicted model, not a curated record